This is a messenger RNA of Labrus mixtus (cuckoo wrasse), 6384 nucleotides long. Its product is annotated as regulator of nonsense transcripts 1-like. Gene Ontology annotation, molecular function: RNA binding; DNA binding; hydrolase activity. Gene Ontology annotation, cellular component: cytoplasm. The transcript has 24 exons. The record is from RefSeq and is a predicted model, not a curated record. The coding region runs from base 220 to 3528 and encodes 1102 amino acids. Gene Ontology annotation, biological process: nuclear-transcribed mRNA catabolic process, nonsense-mediated decay. NCBI's taxonomy places the organism in Eukaryota, Metazoa, Chordata, Actinopteri, Labriformes, Labridae.
UCACACGUUGAGACGCGCAUGGAAGUUCGUCACCGUCGCCGUCGGACCUGCUGGAUUUCUCGAGCUUCUGAUCGGUUCCAUUUUUGUUUGGGUUCAAAUUAAGACAGUCGGCGACUUGCCCUCGUAAUCACUUGUAGAUAAACAAACACAUCGAGGAUUUAGUCGCCUCUUUAGACGGACAACGGAAACAAUUCGGCAAAGCGAAAGUUGAGAGUCGAGAUGAGUGUGGAGGCGUACGGGCCGAGCUCCCAAACCCUCACCUUCCUGGACACCGAGGAAGCAGAGUUACUCGGAGCAGACACCCAGGGCUCCGAGUACGACUUCACCGACUUUACGCUUCCAAGCCAGACGCAAACUCAAGGCCACACACAGAGCCAGCUGGACAGUCAGGUUAAUGGUCCUGAUGAAGGUCUUUUAAAUGGUGGUCUGGAUGACUCUGUGUCCAAAGCCAGCCAGCUGUUGGCCGAGCUCAACUUUGAGGAAGAUGAAGAAGACACGUACUACACCAAAGACCUGCCUGUGCACGCGUGCAGCUACUGUGGGAUCCACGAUCCAGCAUGUGUUGUGUACUGCAACACCAGCAAGAAGUGGUUCUGUAAUGGACGUGGCAACACAUCUGGCAGUCACAUUGUGAACCAUUUGGUGAGAGCAAAAUGCAAAGAGGUGACGCUGCAUAAAGAUGGGCCACUGGGCGAGACAGUGCUGGAGUGUUACAACUGUGGCUGCCGCAACGUGUUCCUCCUGGGCUUCAUCCCAGCCAAGGCCGAUUCUGUGGUGGUGCUACUUUGCAGGCAGCCCUGUGCUAGCCAGAGCAGCUUGAAAGACAUCAAUUGGGACAGCUCACAGUGGCAACCACUGAUCCAGGAUCGCUGCUUUCUAUCCUGGCUGGUGAAGAUCCCUUCGGAGCAGGAGCAACUUCGGUCCCGUCAGAUUACUGCCCAGCAGAUCAACAAGCUGGAGGAGCUGUGGAAGGACAACCCAAGUGCCACCUUGGAAGACCUGGAGAAACCGGGAGUGGACGAGGAGCCCCAGCAUGUGCUGCUGCGCUAUGAGGACGCGUACCAGUAUCAAAAUAUCUUUGGCCCUCUGGUCAAACUUGAGGCUGACUAUGACAAGAAGCUAAAGGAGUCUCAGACCCAAGACAAUAUAACUGUCAGGUGGGACCUGGGUCUGAAUAAAAAGCGGAUUGCCUAUUUCACACUGCCCAAGACGGAUUCAGGUGAUAUGAGGCUCAUGCAGGGUGACGAGAUCUGCUUGCGGUACAAGGGAGACCUGGCCCCGCUGUGGAAAGGAAUCGGCCAUGUCAUCAAAGUUCCUGACAACUAUGGGGAUGAAAUUGCCAUUGAGUUGCGGAGCAGUGUUGGAGCGCCUGUUGAAAUCCCCCACAACUUCCAGGUGGACUUUGUGUGGAAGUCCACUUCCUUUGAUAGGAUGCAGAGCGCCCUCAAGACAUUUGCAGUGGAUGAGACAUCUGUGUCUGGAUACAUUUACCACAAACUGCUCGGACACGAGGUAGAGGAUGUCACCAUCAAGUGCCAGCUUCCAAAGCGCUUCACUGCCCAGGGCCUGCCAGACCUCAAUCACUCACAGGUGUACGCUGUGAAGACGGUGCUGCAGAGGCCUCUCAGUCUAAUCCAGGGUCCUCCAGGCACUGGGAAGACCGUCACCUCUGCCACUAUCGUAUACCACCUGUCCCGGCAAGGCAACGGACCAGUUCUGGUGUGUGCUCCCAGUAACAUUGCUGUGGAUCAGCUGACUGAGAAGAUUGACAAGACUGGACUGAAGGUUGUUAGGCUGUGUGCAAAGAGCAGGGAGGCCAUUGAGUCUCCAGUGUCCUUCCUGGCUCUGCACAACCAGAUCAGCAACAUGGACAGCAUGCCAGAGCUUCAGAAACUCCAGCAGCUGAAGGAUGAGACUGGUGAGCUGUCGUCUGCUGAUGAGAAACGCUACAGAGCUCUGAAACGUACAGCAGAGAGGGAGCUGCUCAUGAAUGCUGAUGUUAUCUGUUGUACCUGUGUCGGGGCUGGUGACCCACGUCUGGCCAAGAUGCAGUUCCGCUCAAUCCUGAUUGACGAGAGUACCCAGGCCACAGAGCCAGAGUGUAUGGUGCCUGUGGUGCUUGGAGCUAAGCAGCUCAUUCUGGUGGGCGAUCACUGUCAGCUGGGUCCAGUGGUGAUGUGUAAGAAGGCAGCCAAAGCAGGUCUUUCCCAGUCCCUGUUUGAACGCCUGGUGGUCCUGGGGAUCCGUCCGAUUCGCCUGCAGGUUCAGUACCGCAUGCACCCAGCACUCAGUGCCUUCCCAUCCAACAUCUUCUACGAGGGCUCCCUGCAGAACGGUGUAACUGCAGCUGACCGCAUCAAGAAAGGCUUUGACUUCCAGUGGCCGCAGCCAGAUAAGCCCAUGUUCUUCUAUGUCACUCAAGGCCAGGAGGAGAUUGCCAGCUCUGGAACAUCCUACCUUAACAGGACUGAGGCUGCCAACGUGGAGAAGAUCACCACCAGGCUGCUGAAGGCUGGAGCUAAACCUGACCAGAUCGGCAUCAUCACCCCGUACGAGGGUCAGCGCUCCUACCUGGUCCAGUACAUGCAGUUCAGCGGCUCCCUGCACACCAAACUCUAUCAGCAAGUGGAAAUUGCCAGCGUGGACGCUUUCCAGGGUAGGGAGAAGGAUUUCAUCAUCCUGUCCUGUGUCCGAGCUAACGAGCACCAGGGCAUCGGCUUCUUGAAUGACCCGCGUCGUCUCAACGUGGCGCUGACCAGAGCCAAGUAUGGUGUGAUCAUUGUGGGGAACCCCAAAGCCCUCUCCAAGCAGCCUUUGUGGAACAACCUGCUCAACAACUACAAAGAGCAGAAAGUCCUGGUGGAGGGACCCCUCAACAAUCUGAGGGAGAGCCUCAUGCAGUUCAGCAAGCCUCGCAAGCUGGUCAACACCAUCAACCCUGGGGGACGUUUUAUGAGCACUGCGAUGUACGACGCCCGUGAGGCCCUCAUCCCUGGCUCAGCCUACGACCGCAGCAAUACUGCCGGCCGGCCAUCCAACAUGUACUUUCAAACUCAUGACCAGAUUGGAAUGAUAGGGGCAGGCCCCGGUCACAUGGCCGCCAUGAAUAUUCCAAUACCCUUCAACCUGGUGAUGCCACCCAUGCCUCCUCCCAGUUACCUGGGUCAGACCAAUGGCCCUGCAACAGGUCGUGGAGCUAUGAAGGGUAAACCUGGGCGUGGAGGGCGGCAGAGGCUCCGAGGCCCGGGGAACCAGGGUGGCAGUCAUGGUAACGGACCAAACAGUCAGGCAAGCCAGGAUGGGGCCUCCCAGUCCUUCUCCCAGGGGCCGCUGACACAGGGCUACAUCUCCAUGAGCCAGCCCUCUCAGAUGAGCCAGCCUGGACUAUCCCAACCAGAGCUGUCCCAGGACAGCUACCUGGGCGAUGAGUUCAAGUCCCAAAUCGACGUGGCUUUGUCCCAGGACUCGACUUACCAGGGUGAACGUGCAUACCAACAUGGUGGGGUGACUGGACUGUCACAGUAUUAGAGUGUCACUUGAUGAUGGGAGCUAGGCUUGAGCUGAGCUUAGUUCAUCAGCUUUUUAAUCUGGGAAAUAAUAAAAACAUAAAAUGGAUACCUGUUUUCCUCUGCUACAACCGAAGCACCACCGAGUGAAAGCGACGGGAUAGCGAAACCAAACCAAUGACCAGCGAGUGAAAUAAGAGGGUAGAAGAAGAAGAGAGCACGAACGGACGGGCAAGAGAGGCCGAGAGAACAAGAGAGAGGCAGGGACAGCUGUCCGUGCAAAGUGAAGGAGGGAAGUCGAGAAAAUGGCAGCGAGUGGUCGGGCUGCUGAGGGAAACAGAGGGGGAGAUCUCAAGGGUCUCAUGGGAAUCCAAAGAGGCCCAACUCCCAACAAAAUAAUCCAGCCAACCCCUUCAACCCACAGCCUCCAGGGAAGGAAGCAAAGCUAUCUCAUGUUAAGAUGGACAUCAAAGCUUUCCAGCUGAAUCUGAAUAACCUUUUAUCCAGACUUGCAGGGGGCAUUAUUUCCGGAAGCCACUGAACAAGCGACACAAAAUCCCCAAGCUAAAAGCGUCAGCUACUCAACAUUUAUCGAUUAAAUUUGGUUUGUAAUGGGAGGAAAGUGGCAACAAAUAUCUUCUAAUGGGCCCCAAAAACCUCAGCAGCCUCUGAAGGGGGCAGCAGUCGACACCCUCCGGGAGAGGAAGUAAAAACACGGUUUCACGGCUUGAGACUGGGAUUAAAGAGCCUUGAAGUGAAAUACCUUCUGUUUGCCUCAAGAACCACUGGCUCAAUCACAACCUCUUACAUGGGGUGGUUUCAGCCACGUCAGUGGUGGAGCAGCACAGGGGAUUUCAGACUGUUUUCCAAGGCAUGACACGCGAAUCCCACUGAUUUCGCGAUCAUUGGACAGUUGUUUCUUCUCUGAAAUACCUUUCUUAUCACUGAGCACAAAAUUGCAAAAAAAGUAAUUGAAACUAUCAAACAUGACCAGCAUUGAAUAUUCAACUCAGUGUCACUUGAUGUUUCAGUGAAAGCUUUUCCUUAUUUUAAUCUUUGAAAGCAAGUGGUUGUUGAUGUCCCACAGUGCUUCAUGACCAGAUGUCUUUCUUUUUUUUUAACACUCUGUACGCUUAGAUUGGCAAAUGCUCAAAUGCUUUGCGUUGAUUGAUUCCUUAGGAGAGAUGUGGACUGUCAACACUCGUCACACAAAUCCCUGCUCGACAUGACAGAAGCCAAACAUCAUGAGCAAAGAAAGAUGACGUGUGAAAGAUGAAGUCGAGGCUUACAGCGGGUUGUGGCAAUCAAUCCACCACAGGUAAGGAGUGGAAAAGGAAGGUGGCUAACAGAGAAGAUAGCAUUUCCAGAUCUGGAAAACAUAUUCAAGUCUUUGCCAGAGUUAAAGCCUUAGAGGGAAACGUGGCGUUAAGACUGUUCUGUUUCAAAAAAAGGAUUGUGUUAACCAAGUGUCAAUUACACAGCAUUUUAUAAUACGCGAAUGAUGUUCCCACCCGAAAUCUAAAUGAUGGCCAUACUGCCCAGCCACAGUAUUCGAAAGAUGACAAAAAGAGGGUGACAAAAUAAAACUUUCACAAAGCAAACAUGUCGUAACAUGACCCUAUAAUUAAGAAAUGGACAUGAUCUGAAAAAUGUUUUGGUUGUUAUGUGAGUUCAGUUAUUCUGAAACCUUAACUAUCCCCCAGUUAUUAACAGCGGGGAAGCCAUCAGUAGUGUUUAGAUGAUGGCAAGCAGACUAAAGAAAAGUGAAGGAGAAACAUGACUCAGUGCCUAUAACCAAUCACCUUCAGACAAACAGCUGCAGCACAAGCAUGAAUGUAGUUAGAAUCAAACUACCAGCAUAAUAAACCUUCCACACCAGAGGGCUCAACAAACCCACAGACAAAAAAAACUUUGUUACUUUUUUUUUUUUUUUAAUUUUAAUCAGGCCUGGUCAUGAUGAGAUCACUGAGCUCAGCAUCAGGGUUGUUUCUCAAAGGAUGGGCGGAUAAAACAAAACAAAAAGCCACCUUCCUUCUCUGUGGAGUAAAAACGAACAGAGGCUGGUAGAAUUUAUUUUUCCUUCUGUGGACUUUUGAUUUGUGUAAAGCUGUUUAGCCUGCAUUAUGUAUUUCAUGUAGAGUUCUUCUGGGAUGUACUUGGAUCUAUAACCCUCUUCCAGGAGAACUUUGUGAACCUUGGCUGAUCUAAACAUGGCUUUUUUUUCUGACGAUUUGCUGCUUUGUGUCGUUUUUUUUUGUUUAGUUGGUUGGUUAUUUAGCCAUUUUGUGUAGAUUUCCUCAAAUCUGUUAUUGUAGCAUUUAGCUGCCUUCAGGAAUGAGGCAGAGGCUGUUUUCCUUUGUUAGUUUUGUGUCUUCUCCUUUUACUCUGAGGGAUUGUAGUUGAUUAACUCUUCCAGGGAACAUACUUUCUGAUCACAGUAAGAAUGUACUUCACUGUUGUUUAGCCUUCUCAUCUCAGCCGUCAUGUGACAAUCAUGUUACGAGUACAUGUUGCCAUGUUUAAUUGACUUAGAAGUAGUUGUUUUGUUGACGGUGUGCAAAAAUAUCACCCUGUUCCACCACUGAAAUCCUAACAUGUUAUAGCUUUAAAAACCUGCUGCCGUAAUAUUAUUGCUUUGGUGUUCUUUUUCCAUCUUCUGAGCCAUAAUGAAUUUGAUCAUUGAGAAAGUGAUUCAGCUGUAGAUUAGUUGUAAAACAUUUGGAUCCAGACUCUUGAUUCUCAUCAGGAGGCAAAAAUGUAAUCAAUGGACAAGAGAGCUCAGUAUGAUGUAAAUAAUUUGAAAUUGUCUUUUUUGCAGUGAAGUUUGAUCACAUGGUUGUUUCUUGUUAAACUGAAUCAAUAAAGGCUUUCAAUUUGA